Molecule: messenger RNA, 890 nt
Organism: Hyalella azteca
Lineage: Eukaryota; Metazoa; Arthropoda; Malacostraca; Amphipoda; Hyalellidae
Exons: 5
Coding region: 1-726 (241 amino acids)
Biological process (GO): negative regulation of fatty acid biosynthetic process; positive regulation of transcription by RNA polymerase II; double-strand break repair via homologous recombination
Cellular component (GO): BRCA1-BARD1 complex; plasma membrane; BRCA1-A complex
Molecular function (GO): ubiquitin-protein transferase activity
Source: RefSeq, a predicted model, not a curated record
AUGCAAGGUUCCACCAAGAUGCAAGUGGUGCAGCUGAGUCCCAAGCUUAAGGCGCCAAGGCAGGAAUAUGAGGACGAGGAUGCGGAUGUGGAUAUGGGCACGAAUAAGGAGAAGGAGCCAGUACGUGUUACUCCAGAACUGAGGCGCGGCAGGGGGAAGCGGCCAGUGAACCUCUUGUGUUCGGAGGAGCUGUCGGAUGACGAGAAAAAUCGAGUUCGUGAGCUAGUACUCCUCUUAUGCAACCCCGACACCAGUGGCGACAACAGACGGCCAAGAGGCGAAAUGAUAGAACAGUGGACGCCUAACUCACCUGUCGUCACUCAUGUAAUCGCCCAUUGUACGGCGGACAGAGAGCUGCUUCCGCCAACCAAGAAUGUGGCCAUCGGAGUGGCAACUGGUGCCUGGGUGGUGACCAUGAAGUGGGUCACCACGUGCCUAGAGAAGAGGUGCCUGCUACAUGAGACUGAGUACGAGGCUCGCGAUGCAACGGGGCGCAAGGGCCCUAAUCUCGCACGACGGGCGCAGAACCACCGAACCUCUCUGCUGCACGAUUUCGUCUUCUCCCGCAUGGAUAAUGAAUACUUGUCCGAAGAUGAAAUGCGGCAUCUGGUGCGACUGUCUGGAGGGCAGAUUGAAAAAUUUCCACCUUUAGCGUCGGCCCAACCGAAUCGACACUUUAGCAAACUCAAGCGCGAACCCAAGCGCGAGCUCAAGAGGCAAACCUAACUGUCGGCCCAGAACAAGCUGCAGCUGAUAUUAUGCGGCGACGAAGGAGACGCGGAAGGUCAGACGCACGUCAAUGGAAUUUCAUUUUUCUGCACAUUUUUGUAACUUCGAGAUACUGCCACUUUGUCCACAAGAUUUAAUUCGAUAUUUAGGCAUAUUUUAGU